Messenger RNA from Marmota monax (woodchuck), 8028 nucleotides. It is a transcript of the gene Tcf4, whose product is annotated as transcription factor 4. The transcript has 13 exons. Gene Ontology annotation, biological process: regulation of transcription by RNA polymerase II. Gene Ontology annotation, molecular function: RNA polymerase II cis-regulatory region sequence-specific DNA binding; protein dimerization activity; DNA-binding transcription factor activity, RNA polymerase II-specific. The record is from RefSeq and is a predicted model, not a curated record. NCBI's taxonomy places the organism in Eukaryota, Metazoa, Chordata, Mammalia, Rodentia, Sciuridae. The coding region runs from base 1925 to 3292 and encodes 455 amino acids. Gene Ontology annotation, cellular component: transcription regulator complex.
AAUAAAUCUGCUGAAGGUGGUGGGAGGGUAGCAGGAGCAUGGUCCCAGCAUUCUACAAAGAAUGUCUUUUGCCAGGCAGUUUCAGUUUUCAGAGAAACCAGGCACUGAGUGAGAUUUCUCAGGAAAGGUCCCUUUUGGUCCCUUUUUGCCCCUGAGCAGGUAAAGACGCUCCGGUCCACAGAGAUGCUGUCUAUGUCUGGGAAGGCUGAUAGAUCGGAUUUAGACACCCUCAUUUGUAGUCAUUGCCACCUUGUGGAUUACAAAGGAUAUUGGUUUUCAUCAAACUUCCAUUCCAAUUUGGCUUUUUAUGGCAAGUACACGUUGGCAAUGGAUUGCUUGUGUUCCUCACCAAAAGGAUCUUCGUUUGUUCGGUAACACCUCACUUCUCCACUCACAGUUCAUUUAUGAUUCUGAUGAGAGUGUUUUUUCAGGAAACACACAUUUCACUUUUUGACCUAGGAGCAUCUGUUAGAAUUUUUUUUUUUUAAUACUACUUUGGCAUUCUGAAAGUGUUAAUGUCUUUCAUAUCUGUUUAAUGCUAUUUAGGGAUAUUUACGAUCACCUCUUGGUUACUCAGGGUAAAGUGUGUCGCAAUUUUUUUUAAACAGACAGGAAAGCAUUCACAUGAGGAAACAGAUUGCUUUAAACAUGUGCUUCCUGUGACAGUAAAAAGAACAAAUUAGAUUUAACACUGUGUAAUGAAUGCAUAAAUGUGUACAUUUAAGCUUUUAAAAGCUUUAUGUUCAGUUUUGGUCACAACAAAAAAUGAGUCACCUGUAAAAAUUAGAGAUGCCUCUGGUAUGCUCAGACUCCUGAAAUGUCCAGCAGUUGCAAAUCCGAACCCACGAUGCCUCACUGGGAUCAUAAAUAGCAUGGUUUGUUAAUGCUGGUAAGAACUAGGACUUUACAGGACACAUUCAGAGGUUAAACCAGAUUGGGAGUCUGAUAAUGUGCAUUGAGCAAAGAAUUUGAAAUGUAUUGGGGAGGGGAAGGAUUUUACUAAAAAAUCAAUUAAAAAUUUUUCAUUUUUUUCUGAACCAAAAUAUUCUUUCAUGAAAAAAAAAAAGAGAAAGAACUCUGUGAUGUUUACUUAGCAGCAUUUACAACAAUUUAAUAAUAUAAGAAAAGACCCCUUUUCUUAUGUAAUUCAGCAGCGGUCAUGAAUGCUGGCUGGCAGGGAAUGAAUAGAAUCUGAGUUCAUAUUUCAGGUUAGACACGAGCCUUGCAUUGGAGGGCACGAAUUCUGUCCCCAGCAGAAGAGUAGAGUUGCUCAUGGCCAUUUCUGUCUGAGCCUGGCGGAUGGUGUCUUUCUGUCCCCUGUGCUUUCACAGCUAAGGAUUUGUGGCAUGCUCACCAUCUCUCUGGCCAAGCAGGGCCGGGACAGAGUCCCUCAGGGGAGGGCAUGUAGUUUGGGGACAUCUGACACUCUUAUAGCGCAUACUGAGGUACUAAUAUCAAAACAGACUGCUUGUUGUCGCACGGUGGGGCAGCGCUUUUUUGGCUGCCGUGGUCGAAAUGAAAUGGGCAAGCUGUAGUCCGCUUGGCAUCAGAAUGGGCUGAGGGAAGCUGGGAAAUCAGAGUCAGACUGUGAAUGCAAGUUACAGCCAAUGGUUAACUUCCUUUUUGUGUGUCACUUGGCAGCGAUGAGACUGAUGGCGAUUUUUUUUUCCGUGGGUUAGAGUUCAGUGCCCUGGGAAGAGCCGUAGACGCUGUUACUGUGCUUCUUCAUACAGUUGAGUUGUGUUGAUUUCUUGAGGCCACUACAGCUGUUCCAAGGGCCAGCUCCAGGAGCUCCAUACAUGGCCAUCGGACUUCGGAUGCAAAGGUCUAUGCUCCAUCAGCAAGCACUGCCGACUACAAUAGGGACUCGCCAGGCUACCCUUCCUCAAAGCCAGCAGCCAGCACUUUCCCUAGCUCCUUCUUCAUGCAAGAUGGCCAUCACAGCAGUGACCCUUGGAGCUCCUCCAGUGGGAUGAGUCAGCCUGGCUACGGAGGAAUGUUGGGCAAUUCUUCUCAUAUUCCACAGUCUAGCAGCUACUGCAGCCUGCAUCCACAUGAGCGUUUGAGCUAUCCAUCACACUCCUCAGCAGACAUCAAUUCCAGUCUUCCUCCGAUGUCCACUUUCCACCGUAGUGGCACAAACCACUACAGCACCUCCUCCUGCACGCCUCCUGCCAACGGGACGGACAGUAUCAUGGCAAAUAGAGGAAGCGGGGCAGCAGGCAGCUCCCAGACUGGAGACGCUCUGGGGAAAGCACUUGCUUCGAUCUAUUCUCCAGAUCACACUAACAACAGCUUUUCAUCAAAUCCUUCAACUCCUGUUGGCUCUCCUCCUUCUCUCUCAGCAGGCACUGCUGUUUGGUCAAGAAAUGGAGGUCAGGCCUCAUCAUCUCCCAAUUAUGAAGGACCCUUGCACUCCUUGCAAAGCCGAAUUGAAGAUCGUUUAGAAAGACUGGAUGAUGCGAUUCAUGUUCUCCGGAAUCAUGCAGUGGGCCCAUCCACAGCUGUGCCUGGUGGUCAUGGAGACAUGCACGGGAUCAUUGGACCUUCUCAUAAUGGAGCAAUGGGUGGUCUGGGCUCAGGGUACGGAACCGGCCUUCUUUCAGCCAACAGACAUUCACUCAUGGUUGGGGCCCAUCGUGAAGAUGGCGUGGCCCUGAGAGGCAGCCAUUCUCUUCUGCCAAAUCAGGUUCCGGUUCCACAGCUUCCAGUCCAGUCUGCAACUUCCCCUGACUUGAACCCACCCCAGGACCCUUACAGAGGCAUGCCACCAGGACUUCAGGGGCAGAGUGUCUCCUCCGGCAGCUCUGAGAUCAAAUCUGACGAUGAGGGUGAUGAGAACCUGCAAGACACAAAAUCUUCUGAGGACAAGAAAUUAGACGACGACAAGAAGGAUAUCAAAUCAAUUACUAGGUCAAGAUCUAGCAAUAAUGACGAUGAGGACCUGACUCCAGAGCAGAAGGCAGAACGUGAGAAGGAACGGAGAAUGGCCAACAACGCCCGGGAGCGCCUGCGGGUCCGAGACAUCAACGAGGCUUUCAAGGAGCUCGGCCGCAUGGUGCAGCUCCACCUCAAGAGUGACAAGCCUCAGACCAAGCUCCUGAUCCUCCACCAGGCCGUGGCUGUCAUCCUCAGCCUGGAGCAGCAAGUCCGAGAAAGGAAUCUGAAUCCGAAAGCAGCAUGUCUGAAAAGAAGGGAGGAAGAGAAGGUGUCCUCAGAGCCUCCCCCACUCUCCUUGGCUGGCCCGCACCCCGGAAUGGGAGAUGCAUCCAAUCACCUGGGACAGAUGUGAAAGGGUCCAAGUUGCCACAUUGCUUCAUUAAAACAAGAGACCACUUCCUUAACAGCUGUAUUAUCUUAAACCCACAUAAACACUUCUCCUUAACCCCCUUUUUUGUAAUAUAAGACAAGUCUGAGUAGUUACGAAUCACAGACGCAAGAGGUUUCAGCAUUCCCAAUUAUCAGAAAACAGAAAAACAAACAAAAAAAAAGAAAAAAGUGCAACUUGAGGGACGACUUCUUUAACAUAUCAUUCAGAAUGUGCAAAGCAGUAUGUACAGGCUGAGACGCAGCCCAGAGACUGAAUGGCAAUCUUUCCACACUGUGGAACAAUGCAUUUGUGCCUAAACUUCUUUUGGAAAAAAAAAAAUAUAAUUAAUUUGUAAGUCUGAAAAAAAUAUUUAAUUUAAAAAAAUUGUAAACUUGCAAUAAUGAAAAAGUGUACUUCUGAAGAAAAACUACAUGAACGUUUUUGUUGGUAUUCAAGUCAGCUAGUGUUUAUUAUUACUGGAUAUUGAAUAGGGGGAGCUCGGCUGCCCUAGUCACAAAACCAGCAAACGUCCUGAUGACAAGAAGUGAUGACAUUAGCCAUUCCUUAGGGUAGGAGGAACAGAUGGAUCUUAUAGACCUAUGACAAAUAUAUAUAUAAAUAUAUAUAUAAAUAUAUAUUAAAAAUUUAGUGACUAUGGUAAGCUUUUGUUCAUUUGUUUCAGACUUUUUUUCUCCUGUAAAAAAAUAGUACUGAUUAACUUUUUUAAAAGAAAGAUUUUACUGUAAAUAUGGAUUUUUUUUUUUUGGGCGGGGGGGUCUUAUUUCUGUCCCUUUCCCCGGUUUGUUACCAUAACCUGUAGUGCCAACUCUGCUUCUGGAGGGGCAGUGCAGGAGGAAAUGCUGACCCUGAUGUUGCUUCUCAUUCAUAAAUAAGUAGAAAGUCGUUUCUCCAGUCUUUUGGGAACACAGGACUUAAAAGUCACAUCAUGUGUAGAUAUUACAAGCAGCAUUACCAAGACAUGGCAAAACUGUUGUCUGACUUGUAAUGUUGCAUUUGUGACCCUAUUCUGGGAUUUUCAGAGGUACAAGGUUAGAAUGCUACAAUGUUACCACUGUGCCUUCCAAUGUUUAUAUCAUCGGAAACAUAACAUAAUCAAAGUGGCUGUGAUUUAACAAAACGAUUAAAGUGUUACCUACCUGUGUAGCCGGAGUAGUGUGCAGUGAGGCGUUUCUGAAUACAUGGUCAGAUUUUUGGAAAAAAAAAAACACAAAAAAACAAAAACAAAAACAAAAAAAAUGAAGUUCAAAAACCGUCAAAUGAGAAAAUUGCAAGUAGUGUGACAGAGCUGAUUGAUUUUGUUGCUUUCUUGAUUUUUUUUCAAAAUGGGUUUACUAAAAAGUAGAUGACUUAACUAACCUGCCUCCUCCUUCGUCUGAAAAUGCCAAUAUUCAGUCAUCCUGCAGCAUUAUAAUAAGCCUUAUAAGUCCUAAAGCAUUAAGUUGCACUUUUUUGAGGAGGGGUAGUGCAGUAUUUCUCUGGCCAGUAUGAAUGAAGUUUAUACUUAACCAUAUUUGAUAGAAACGUAGACCAAGCUAUGGCACAGCAACUCAUCAGAUAGCUAGCUUUGACGUCUGGGCACAAUUGAACCAAUUUCCAUCGUAAAUCUUUCUAAUGAUUGACUUUGGUGUAUAGUGCAGUAAACAAAUAGUGCUCCUAGUUAAGUAUUUGUCAGCAUCCUUUCGUGUCUAACUCGUUUCUAUUUUUACAGCCACACAAUCUUGGCAUGUAUUAAGAAAAAAAAAACAAUCCCUGUUCAAGUAGUUUUUCCACCUAUCAGCACUGAGUAAAUGCCAUAAAUCCAUCGAAAUGGUCUAAAUGUUCCAUCUGUUCUCCUGUUUUGCCAGUUAUAUAGUAAUGAAAUACAUUUGUAAAUUUUAUGCAACAAAUGGCAAACGUAUCCUUAUUUUGAAAUUGUGUAUGUAAAAGUUAUAUUUUUACAUGUAGACUCUUGUUAUUAUGUGUUUUAAUACAUUGUAUCAGUUUUUGUUUUUCUAAACUGUGUGGUUUUAAAAAAAAGUCUCAUUUAAAUGAUAUAGUGAGCUACAAGAAUCUGAAUUUUAUGUUCAUUUCUGAAAAUGUAAGAACAAAUAAGAUAGUUACCACGUGGUCAUCUUUAUAAACCCAUAAACAUUUUGAUUAGCUGUGUGUGUGUGUGUUGAAAACUGUAAAUAUGUUCAGUAGCGAUAAAACUAAAAUACUUUGAUUUGUUGAUAAGUUCCUACAAUGUGGAGGUGGAUUAAAACCUUAGGAGAAUAGCAGAAAUCAGACUUCAUGAAAAGUUUUUCUGGGGCUUUCCUGAGAAUCGUUCUAUCAAAGGAGCUCAAAAAAGGGCAUGGAAGACAAUAAUGUAUACUCUCCCCUCCUCCUGGAAUAAUGGAAACCAUGUGAACUUGUUCCCUCAGUAUGUUAAAGAUUUCCUUUUAGUGGUCCAUUCUGCACUCAUUUUGUAUAGUCUCAAGGCGGGUAUCCCUAGGAACAAUAUUAUAUAGGAAGCAGGUAUACUCUGAUCACAUUCAGGAUAAGUGUACAGAAGGGAAUACGGUGUUUACUCUUUAGGGAACUGGAAGCUCCCUGCAUUGAUGUACAUGUUCAGAGGGCACUUUUGAUACAUGUUAUCAGAAAGGUGCUUCAUAGAGCUGAAUUAAAGUUUUUCAGAUCUGUAAACAAAGCAAAACAUUAAAUUGUAGUCAUUUGGUUAUUUUUUAAAUUGGUGCUUUAUAUUUUGUUCUCAGUCAAACCGAGGAAAAGCUGCAAUUUCUUGUUCACCAGCUUUGAUGUAUUCAUUACUCCGUAAUGUAAUACCUCUAUUGUGGAAUUCCCUUUGGGCAGAAGUGAAAAACUUCCUAACGGCCACCAGAAGCUGCUCGCUGCUCUUUGCUUGGUGGAGAAACAUGAUCUGCACCUCUCCAUAGUAAUUGGGUGGUAUCCCCUGUUUUAAAAAAAGAAAGAAAGAAAGAAAGAAAAAGAAGAAGAAGAAGAAAGGGAACGUGGCCUUUUUAGUGUGGUUUUUUUGGUUUUUUGUUUUUUUCAUUUUUUUGUAAUUUGCAAACCCAGGUAAGAUAUUGGUAUCCUGCACUGGAUUUUUGAAUAAAAUUUAGCAGAAGACAGUUAGGAUUAAAGAAUAUACAAAAAAAAAAAAUGUCUAAAAGGUCCAUACUGCACCAGGCAUGCAUAUAUUAUAUAUAUAUAUAUAUAUAUAUAUAUAUAUAUAUAUAUAUAUAUAUAUAUAUGAUGCUUAGACUGGGGAUCGGUUUAAGAAACUUGGACUUUGAAAGCAACUUGGAACAGUUGAUCCACCUCCACAUUCGAGUGAUUUAUAAUAUGCAGAAUAGGGAUCUGUUCAUCUAGAAAUCCUUACCAUUUGUCUUCGUGUAGCUGCAAGGAACACUAAUGUGUAUACAACAGUCCACCAGUGGUGCAACUGGUUCUCAUUCAGUCUUCCGAUUCCUUUAAUUUUGUUGUUGUUUUUUGAUUUGAUUUUUUUUCCUAUCUCUUGAAUUUUUUUUUUUAUUCGUGAUCUUUAUUUUGAUGAGGGGUUGGGGAGUGGGGAGGGAAUCUAAUCGAGACUUGGGGUUAUGAGGAUUUUCGUCUUUGCAUCCAACAGGCAAAUAUGAUGUGUCCAAAAGUGAACUUGAGUCAGGAAUGAAACAAUUUCAGCAUAAACAAGCACAAAAAUUUAGUCUGCUGGCUGACUGGAAGCAAAAGAGUCAAGAUGGAAUUUGAUGAAUUCCAACACAAUGGGGCACCAGGGCCUUUAGGCCUCUUUAUUUUGCUUUGGUUUUAUUUGUUUUCUUUAGAGACAUGCUCCUUCUCAUGGGACUUGAAGUGGACUCAUCUUUGUGCAGUGCUGGUUUUUGCCAUACUCAUUUCAAGUAUUAUAGACAUAUGUAAUGGUGAAAAUAUAUGAACUGUGGCCUUUUUCAUUCUUGUUACUUGUGAUGCAAUUAAGUGAAGAUAAGAAAAAAAAAAAAAAGCAGAGAUUUACCAUGUAUCAGUGCCUGGCUUUUUGUUAUAAAGCUUUGUUUGUCUAGUGCUCUUUUUGCUAUAAAAUAGACUGUAGUACACCCUAGUAGGAAAAAAAAAACUAAAUUUAAAAAUAAAAAAUAUAUUUGGCUUAUUUUUCGCAGGAGCAAUCCUUUUAUACCAUGAAUAUUACAAAAAAAAUUUGUCAGAUUCUGAAUAUUUCUUCUUUGUAGAUUUUUGGAAUCAUUAUGAGUAAAAGUUUGUUACUUUAUUUUACUAUUUAAAAGAUGUUAUUUUACCAUGUGUUACCAAGAUGAAACUGUAUGGUAGCCUUUUUUCGUUUGUUUUUUUAUUUUUUUGUUUUUUGUUUUUGUUUCUGUUUUUGUUUUAGUUGUAGGUCGCAGUGGGGAAAUUUUUUUUGCGACUGUACACAUAGCUGCAGCAUUAAAAACUAAAAAAAAUUAUUAAAAAAAGAAAAAAAGGGAAAACGUUUAAAAAAAAAAGAUAAAACAGUUACACCUUGUUUUCAAUGUGUGGCUGAGUGCCUCGAUUUUUUCAUGUUUUUGGUGUAUUUCUGAUUUGUAGAAGUGUCCAAACAGGUUGUGUGCUGGAGUUCCUUCAAGACAAAAACAACCCAGCUUGGUCUAGGCCAUUACCUGUUUUCCCAUCUGUAGUUAUUCGAUGAAGUCAUGUACAUGACCGUUCUGUAGCAAUAAAUGUGCCAUUUUUAUAAA